AGCAGGGAGAUUUUGCUUAAUGCUGCAUUAUUUGAAAUGCAUUGCUAUUGAAAUCUGACUGAAUUUAAGAAUUAGUUAAAAUGAAUUGUUUUUGUGAUUAGGUAAUUUCUUAGUUAAGAUAUCACAUUUCUCCAAUAAACAGGCGGGCUUUCUAGCAUAGCCUGAAAUACAGUAAGCCUUCCUCUUCUUUCUAGCAUAGGCCUUCCUCUUCUAAGUGAUAAAUUUAGCUUAUUGUAAAGACAUGCCAUACAUUUCUUUAGGACAAUUACAUCUGGUGUACGUGGAAAGAAAAGAAAAUUUAUUUAUUUAUUUUCAUUUUUAUUUGUUAAGAAAACAUAUGAUGGGAAGGCAUAAAAAGAAAAAAGGAAUUUCAGUUUACAUUCGAUCAUUUGUCUAAGCUUAGCUUAUGGGUUCAUGUAGGAGCAGAGCAAUGCCUGAUAUAUAUGGCAAACCAUUUGCUACUCAGUCCUCCCUUUGGAAAUUAUACAUUCUGAUGGAACUAAUAAUUUGCUGGGGAUCACAUAGAUUUUUACUUAAUUGGCCAGUCCUAACUUUUUUCUUGGCGCACAUGUGAGACAAUGUUGUAUCCUCGACUCAAUAAAACCAAACCCCUUCAUGUCUCAGGUUAUCAUCCGAGGUACUUUUAACAACAGGCACUAGUGGCCAUCACGUGCAUGCUCAAGAACCCUCCCUCUACUUUUCGGUUCAUUGGUAACUUAACUGGACCCCUUUUCCGAAGUAUUUUAAUAUGGUUGGUGCAAAAAGUGGUCUUAUUAGAGAUGUCCUGGCCUUGGUAUGCUAUGGGUUAAACAGCCAUUCUUGUUUUCCUCUUGGAAUACGGAGGAAGAUGCAUUUUUUUCCACACACUAAGAAUUUAAUCGACUAGCGGAUUGGAUGGCAAAAUCUGUUAGAAGAGGUACAUGCUCCCCUCAAAUUGGGUUGUGCCAAACCUGAUCCCUUAGUGGCUCUUCUUCUUUUUGAUUCUCCUGUAAUGAUUCGUUUUUCUUGAAUGAACCUUUGGAGAAAAAGAAAAAAGAAAAGGAAAAAAGAACCCGUAAGGUUGCUUUACAACUAGAAAUAAAAAAAGAAGUAGAAGAGGAAGAAUUCUUGGUACAUGGGCUAAAAGUGAAAGAUUUGAUUAUGUUAUGGGAGAGCAAACUGCUAAGCUUCUAAAAAGGCUAAAAAGUCUUCUUUAACAUCAUUUUAGCAUCAUCCCAUCUUCUUUUGUAACUUUUGGCAGACUAGUUCUAAUUGUCGCGGUGGCAGUCCAUUAAUUGUUUUAGAUCAUUCACAUGGAAGUCAUAAUCAAGUGAGAUUAAGUUAAUCAUUUUCCAUUUAAGAUCGUCUGAUUUUAAGCACAUAAUCUACUUUAGAGAUCUCAUGGUAAGGGCUAGCUCACUGUGAAGCUAGCUAGAUAUAUGUCAAAGUGCACACCUGUCUACUGCUUUUAAAUCAUGUUCAUAAGCUGUUCUUUGAAGUUAUCAUUGGGGAGGAUACAAAACUUUCAAAGAAAUGAUGCAUGUGCAUGCGAGGAAAACUCAGCGUAGCCAGUACUUUUUAGGACAUUAUUGAUCCUUAUCAACUUGGGUUAAAUAUUCAUAUCAACACUGACCUUUCAAAUCCCAUCCUCACUUUUGUGCCUAAGCUUUACCUUGCAUACCUUCUUUUCAUUUGUGUAUUCCGAUUGUCUUCCUUUUUAAUUAUUUCAUGCCCAUAUCUUUUCUACCCAAAUUGCUUUGGCGAAAAAAUAAGCUUGCUGUUUACCUUAAUCCUCGGUACACGUUAAACAAGAGUUUCUUCCACCUAUUUCUAAAGAUAUGUAUUGAAUUUCUUAACUUUUUGUAGUGCUUCAACAUUUACAUAUGAGACAGAAUUGAAAAUAAAAAUUUCACAUGGUCUGUCUACAAAUUCUGUUGAUGAUGAAGGCAUUUUGGUCGUUAACAUCAUAAUUUACAUGAAGAGGACAGCCUUCCCCUAUAUGUUCCCUAAGUUUAUCUUUUGAUGUGAUAUGAAGAGGAUUUCCCUACUAAUUCAAGCAUAUCUUAUGUAGGGAGAAAUGUCUGCCAUGCAUAUGUUCAUAUACAUGACCCUCUACUUACCUUUUGUGUUAUUUUUAUUUUUAUUUGGUGUCACAAAGUGUAGGACCUCAAUAACUUUAUGGAAACAUGCAUUAUUUUUCAGAAUCCUAAUGCUUUGUACAUGUUCGUAUAUUGCUACUUAUGAUAACUUAUAUCUGUAUGCACAGUAAAUUUAUUUCAGUACAUGGGAAACUUUAUAAGGGAAAUAUCACGUCAUAAUUUGAAUCCCCGAACUCAUAUAUUACAAGACAGACACUCAAUUAUUUCGCUUUCUGAAAGCUUAGAUGAUUGUUAAGUGGAAUUCUCAAACUAACAUUUACGCAUCAUAUAUAAUGUUGGUUAAUUGAAGGUUGCAUUGCAGCCAUUUGAUCCUUCCCAUUUUCUGUACUGAUACAUCCUUGACAAGGUUGUUAGAGUAGAUCUCCAUGAUAUCUUUGAAAGUAUAGUGGUGUAAUUUACCUGAUAAUUUGUUUGGGAAUUUUGUACUGAUUCAUGUGUACAUUUGUUGCAUAUAAAAGCAGGUUUGGAGCCCAAGGAGUUCUAUUAAGCAGUUAAGAUAGUGGUGGAAAUGAUCACUGGGUAACUAAAAAACUUUGGAAUACAUAGCCACCCCCUUAGCUAAUGGAAUCAAAUCCAAGGUUGUAUGGUUAACCAAACAGCUGGAAUCAUACUUAAAUAUAAACCUUUUCCAUAUCCCCGAGAGCCCUGUCUAUGUAUGGCUUUGUAAAACAGAAAAGGCUCUUAUUUUUUCAUUAAACUUUUGUAUAGAUCCAAGAUAUUCACCCACUCAGGGUGAGAAAAACUCUUAUUUUAGUAGGCCUUCUAUGUAAGAAUUGAGGGGUUAUAGAGAUGGCAAAUCUUAUCAGUGAUCAGCUCUGCUUUAGAGCUUUGGCCUUAUUGCUUUGUCUGCUUCUCCCUGUACUCGGGCAGAACUUGUUGAGCUGCGAAACUACUUCUCCCGAUGCUUCAGGUUAUCGUUGCAAUAUUAAUGGAUCGCAGGAUCAUUGCAAGACAUUUGCGAUUCUUUCCACUAAUUCUUACUUCUCAUCUCUUUCCAAUUUGAGCUUUUACUUGGGUUUCAAUCGGUUUGUGAUUGCGGAAGCAAAUGGUUUCUCUGCUGACACAGAGUUUCUCCCCAAAGAUCAGCCUUUGUUGAUACCUAUAGAUUGUAAAUGCAAUGGUAAUUUCUUUCGGGCUGAAGUUACUAAAACUACUAUCAAAGGGGAGAAUUUUUACGGUAUUGCUGAAUCUUUGGAAGGCUUAACAACCUGCAAAGCCAUUCAAGAAAAUAAUCUGGGUGUUUCGCCGUGGAAUCUUGCUGAUAAGGCUCGACUAUUGGUACCUCUGAGAUGUGCUUGUCCGUCUUCAUCUCAAGUUACUCUAGCAACAAGAUUCUUGCUCUCUUAUCCAGUAAGUGAAGGCGAUACAAUCUCAAAUAUAGCCAUUAAGUUCAAUACUACUCCAGAAGCUAUUAUCUCCGCAAACAACAGAUCAUUAGCAAAUUUUAAACCUGAAAACCUUGUACCUCUUGCAUCUCUUUUGAUACCACUAAACAGAGAGCCUGCCCUUGGUUCCCUUGCAAAACCCCGUGAACCCAAUUCGCCAUUUCGUGAAAGCAGCAUCCCAGUAAUUAAUCCACAUAAAAAGAAGUCAAAAAUGUGGAUGAUAGGAGUUUACAUUGCUGUUACAGGAGUUGUAGUUGGAGCCACCAUUGCUAUUGUAGCAGCCUUCCUGAUUGUGCAGCUGAAGAAGAAGAAGAAGCAGAAUUUGAGCAAAGAUGUUGAUCCAGAGCUUCAACAGCUUAGUUUAAGUGUAAGAACUACAAGCGAGAAGAAAGUCUCGUUUGAGGGAUCCCAGCAAGAUCUUGAUAACCAGAUUAUCGACACUACACCCCGUAAUAGAAAGGUGCUUGUGGAGAACUACACAGUAGAGGAGCUGAGAAAGGCCACUGAAGACUUCAGUUCAAGCAGUCUUAUAGAUGGCUCUGUAUACUAUGGUCGUCUUAAUGGAAAGAAUUUGGCGAUAAAACGCACAAAAUCAGAAACUAUAUCGAAGAUUGAUUUCAGUCAUUUCCAAAAUGCAACUCAUCAUCAUCCCAACAUAAUUAGGCUGUUGGGGACAUGCUUAAGUGAAGGUUCUGAUUCAUUUUUGGUGUUUGAAUAUGCUAAAAAUGGAUCUUUAAAGGACUGGCUUCAUGGUGGGCUGGCUAUGAAGAACCAGUUUAUAGCCUCCUGCUAUUGUUUCUUGACAUGGAAUCAAAGGCUAAAGAUAUGUCUUGAUGUGGCAGUGGCGUUGCAGUAUAUGCAUCACAUCAUGAACCCAAGCUAUGUUCAUAGAAAUGUGAAGAGCCGGAACAUCUUCCUGGACGAAGAGUUCAAUGCAAAGAUUGGGAAUUUUGGAAUGGCAAGGUGUAUUGAAGGUGAUACUCAGAACACAGAAAUACAUUCAACUAAUCCUUCGUCAUGGAGUCUGGGCUAUUUAGCUCCCGAGUAUAUUCAUCAAGGUAUAGUUUCUCCAAGCAUUGACAUAUUCGCCUUCGGUGUAGUACUACUGGAGGUUUUAUCAGGAAAAAGACCGAUUACAAGACCUGACAACAAGGGAGAAGAAAGUAAUUUACUUUCUGAGAAAGUGAAGUCCAUACUAUCAUCAGAAAAUGCUGGUGAGCUAAGGGAAUGGAUGGAUAAUGCGUUAGGGGAAAAUUAUUCGUUUGAUACAGCAGUGACAUUAGCCAAUCUUGCACGGUCUUGUGUUGAAGAAGAGCCUUCUUUAAGACCUAACGCAGGAGAACUUGUGGAAAAGCUAUCGAGACUGGUGGAAGAAUCAUCAGAAGGAGAGCAGGUGGUAAUCAGCGAAAGCUCUUCAAAACCUCUGGUGAAGGCAGCAGCAGCUCUAUGAAAAAUUUCAGGUUCACUGAUGUUAAUUUUGUUGCCUGUUAGAUUCCUGAGAUGUUAGUGACAUUGAGUGAAAUCUUGUAUAUAUGUAAUUAAAAAGAAAAAAGAGGGGACACAGCAAGCUAUCAGAUCUCUGCUUUGUAAUAUCUUUAGUCCUGAAAUAAAAAUAAAAAUAAAAAGUCAUAUACAUAGAUUGUAAA
Molecule: messenger RNA, 5169 nt
Organism: Ricinus communis (castor bean)
Lineage: Eukaryota; Viridiplantae; Streptophyta; Magnoliopsida; Malpighiales; Euphorbiaceae
Product: protein LYK2
Exons: 1
Coding region: 2928-4973 (681 amino acids)
Biological process (GO): protein phosphorylation
Molecular function (GO): ATP binding; protein kinase activity
Source: RefSeq, a predicted model, not a curated record